Acyrthosiphon pisum (pea aphid) is the source of this 769-nucleotide messenger RNA. RefSeq lists its product as uncharacterized. NCBI's taxonomy places the organism in Eukaryota, Metazoa, Arthropoda, Insecta, Hemiptera, Aphididae. The transcript has 3 exons. Bases 145 to 474 code for a protein of 109 amino acids. The record is from RefSeq and is a predicted model, not a curated record.
CAACGUUUGAGCAAGACGUUUCUAUGCACAGAAAUCCUGGUGAUUCUUUUGCACAUUUUAAUAUUUCUAGACUCCGAACAAGUGCUUUCUUUCUUCCGGGUUUUUGUUUUUGUAUCAGGCGAUUUUUGAUACCGGCUAUUCACAAUGGUGAAGCGAUGUGUGAUCUGUGGAAACGUGGAUGGUGACGUUUCGGUGCACAGAUUUCCAACUGACGUUCAUCGUCCUCAGUGGGUGGAAUUUGUGGUGAACCAAGGUUUUCCUGUAAACCUAAGAUCUAUGUUGUGUUCGAGGCAUUUUGUUCCUGGCCUUGACUACGAAGAAAGGGAUGUAAGACGUCGUUUGGUUCGCACUGCGGUGCCAUCUUUGGUGAGUAUCUACAUAUCAUAUCAUACAUACAUCACCAAGCAUCACAACUCAUUAAUUUCAAACCCAACCAUAACACUGCAUUACAAUAGACAUGACUUACCUACCUAACUAUCUACCUGGCUGUACAACAAAACAUACACUUUAUACACUUUAUGACGGAUAAACAAUAAAAAAGGGUUUACGCUAAAGCACGAUCAUAAAUUGAAUACUCCUAGACAAUAAUAUGUUAUUUAUGUACCCUACUGUUGUUGAAUUAUGCAAUACCUACCUACAUGUUUGUGAUAUAUCUCAUUACAAAUUUUUUAUUACUCUAUAUAGCUCAUUAAGCUCACUAACCCUCUUAUAUCAUUAUAGUUUAGGAAUAAAAAAUGUUCAUACCUACCACCAAAAUUAUACAGUUAAA